Messenger RNA from Eleginops maclovinus (Patagonian blennie), 6916 nucleotides. It is a transcript of the gene atg9b, whose product is annotated as autophagy related 9B. Gene Ontology annotation, biological process: protein localization to phagophore assembly site; nucleophagy; autophagy of mitochondrion. Lineage: Eukaryota; Metazoa; Chordata; Actinopteri; Perciformes; Eleginopidae. Bases 554 to 2977 code for a protein of 807 amino acids. The record is from RefSeq and is a predicted model, not a curated record. The transcript is spliced from 13 exons. Gene Ontology annotation, cellular component: phagophore assembly site; autophagosome.
UGAGAGACAAAAACAGUGGACACACACUGGAUGGUGUAUUAUUGGAAACCAGCGAACGAAACUCGCGACUGACUGAAGAGCACCGUGUUGUGAUUUGAACACAGUGUAUGAAACGAGCUCUGGUGAAGAGUGGACUGACAUCAAAGAAGAUUUCAACAUCAGCAGUUAGGAGUCGGGAACAAAACAAACCGAAGGACUGCAUGAGGGGCUGAAUCAUUCACAAGCUAACCAGACAGCAGACAGUGGAGUUAGGUUGUUAUCUUAAAAUGACCAUAACUAACAGUUAUAUCUGCUGAAUAUUCGUUUUCGAAAGUCUUAACUACCACUCAGUAUUUCUCGCGUUACCAUGGUCGUUUAGUUACACAAGCGUUGUCCGCCGGACUAGCAAGUUAGCAAGCUAGAGUGGUUAGCUGUAGCUAACGUUGCCCUUACUUGAACUGCUCCAGCUGCUAGCAACAUAAUGUAGCUGAGGUUACAAGACUGCAUUCGUUUCAUACCGUGUUUACUAUAAGUAGCUUGUGAGUUUGCGGUAAGCUCAAGAAUGUGAAGAACAAUGGCCAACUUUGAAGCUUACCAGGAAUAUCAGAGAAUUGAAGACUUUGAGGAGGACUCGCCACCAGGGGAGGAACAGGAUUUACUUGUGCAUGUGCCCGAAGGCCUAAAAGACUCAUGGCACCAUAUCAAGAACCUGGAUAACUUCUUCAAAAGGAUCUAUCAUUUUCAUCAGAAGAAUGGCUUCGCUUGUAUGAUGCUGUCAGAGUUCUUUGAACUUGUUCAGUUUUUGUUUGUUGUCACAUUCACGACGUUCCUUGUCAACUGCGUGGAGUAUGAUGUACUGUUUGCCAACCGAGCGGUCAACCACACCGGGCAGGGCCAGAACCCCUUGGACAGGAACAAGGUCACUCUUCCUGACGCCAUCCUGCCCAGUCAGCAGUGCACUGAGAGGAUUCAAGAGAACAGUUGGCUUAUAUUCCUUCUCAUCAUGGCAGCCAUCUUCUGGCUCUAUCGACUUGUUAAAGUAUUUUGCAAUGUUAUGAGCUACUGGGAGAUCAGGCAGUUCUACAUCAAAGCCCUGAAGAUCAGAAUGGACGAACUAUGCAACUUCACAUGGCAGGAAGUGCAGGACCGUCUCAUCAGCCUGCAGAGAGAGCAGCAGAUGUGCAUACACAAGAAGGAGCUGACAGAACUCGACAUCUAUCACCGCAUCCUGAGGUUCAAGAACUACAUGGUGGCAAUGAUAAACAAAUCUCUGCUGCCAGUACAGCUGCAGCUCCCUCUGCUGGGCAAUGUGGUGUUCCUCACCCAGGGACUCAAGUACAACUUUGAGCUCAUCCUCUUCUGGGGCCCUGGCUCUCUGUUCCAGAAUAAGUGGAACCUGCAUCCCAAGUACAAGCGCAACGGAAACCGCCUGGAGCUGGCGCAGCAGCUCAGCAGAGUCAUCCUGCUCAUGGGUUUGGCCAAUCUGCUGCUGUGUCCAUUCAUCCUGGUGUGGCAGGUGCUGUACGCUUUCUUCAGCUACACCGAAGUGAUCCGCAGAGAGCCGGGGAGCCUGGGUGCGCGCCGCUGGUCCCUGUACGGUCACUUAUACCUGCGACACUUCAAUGAGCUGGACCACGAGCUGCAUGGACGUUUAGGCCGCGGCUACAAGCCCACGUCCAAGUACAUGAACUCCUUUACGUCGCCGGUGCUGACCGUGCUCGCUAAGAACUUGGCCUUCUUCUCAGGCUCAAUUUUAGCUGUGCUCAUUGCACUGACGGUCUAUGAUGAAGAUGUCCUGACCGUGCAGCACAUUCUCACCGCCAUCACAGUGUUGGGAGUCGUCGUCACCAUCGCCAGGUCCUUCAUCCCAGAUGAGCAUAUGGUGUGGUGUCCAGAACAGCUGCUGCAGUGCAUGUUGGCACACAUUCACUACAUGCCGGACCACUGGAGGGGACAUGCUAACAAGAGCGAGACCCGUGACGAGGUGGCGCAGCUGUUCCAGUACAAAGCGGUGUUCAUCUUGGAGGAGUUGCUCAGUCCCAUUAUCACACCCUUCAUUCUCAUCUUCCACCUGAGGAAAAAAUCUCUAGAGAUCAUCGACUUCUUCAGGAACUUCACCGUGGAGGUCGUUGGGGUCGGAGACAUCUGCUCCUUUGCGCAGAUGGACAUCAGACGCCAUGGAAACCCAACGUGGAUGUCAGAGGGCCAGACGGAGGCCUCCAUAUACCAACAAGCGGAAAAUGGCAAGACAGAGUUGUCUCUUAUGCAUUUCACCAUCAAGAAUCCACGCUGGCAGCCGCCUCAGGAGAGCUCGGUGUUUAUCAGCCACCUGAAGGAGAAGGUGCACCACGAUGCACAGGGCGGCCCCUCCACCCAGCUGCUGCUCUCCGAGGCUCCUCUCUGCACCUCACUGCAGUCCAACGAAUCGGACGCUGCGCAUGAUAAUCUGCUGGCCAGUGUCUUGGCUCACCCUGUCCUAACUGCGUCCGGACUACAAGGGCGAGACCACCGCUUCAUUCCACCGAGCACCGCUGCUUCUGCCGCUGCCAGUGUCCUGGCCUCUUUGUCAACCUCCCAGCUCCAACACACCAGCCGCAGCCGCACGCACGGCCUCAUGAACUCAUCCGUCCAACCCGAGACCAUGUACCGCAGCGAUCGCACCAUCAUUGACAGUAUAUCUAACAGUGACAUCCGGAGCAACACUCUGAACUCAGAGUUUGCCUCAGCUGAGAUGAGUCUCCAUGCCAUCUACAUGCAUGAGCUCCACCAGCAGACUUCCCACCCACAGAGAGCUUCAGGGCAGUGGCUGAACCCCGUGCCAAUGAGAGAUCUGCACACAAGCAGUGGUUUCCAGGCACAAAGCGGCCUCGGUUCCAGCCUCUCUAUGCCCACCACUGUCCACCUUGGAGGCUGGCAGGAGGAGGAAGAAGAGAAUGCAGAUGAUCAGGAGAUUAACAGUGGAUCUACUCCAAAACAGGGCACUGGGAGUAGUUGUUGAGUGCCUUAUGUCAUAAGGUAUAUGUUCUCUUUAAACUCUGUAAAAUGACACAAGUCUACGAUCUAUGCUUUGUGGUUCUUUACCCUGUGUGUUAGUCGAACCUUGACAACAAUGGCCUUUUAUCCUUCAAGGGAUACAUGGCCGUGAUAAUUUCUCCUCUUUAUUGUUUUUAUAGCGUUUACAGUUUUACUUUCUUCUAUGAACAUUGUGGCCUUAGAUGAUCUUCAUGGAGAGUUUAGCAUGGACCUUUAAAACAUAAUUCAGUGUUUGUUGUAGGAGGAGAUCAUUGAAUAACCACUGUCUCUGCACCGCCACGCCUCAUCCUGUCACAUCAGGCAGACUAUGGCAUCAGGGAAACCAUAUGUCUUCCGUCCGGUCCGAUCCAUCUCGAUUUUUGUCAUAAACUUGUACAGACAAACUAUGUAAAAUGACAGAGAGACGAUAUGGUGUAUUCAUAGGAUCACUGUGUGUAAAAAAGAAGAAGCGCAAAAUGCUCAUCUCGACUUCUGAUGAGCCUUAAAUGAUUUGUGCAUCACAAAGAUUAACAGCGCCAGUCUAUUUGAAUUCUCACAGAGUGAUGUUCUGUGUUACCAAGACUGCAAAAUGUAUCAUAGCUGCCUGAACAAUAUUGAUCACCUGAAAGAGAAUUCAAUUCUUCAUGUUGUGCUGUUUGACCCUGGUGAUUUGUAAAUACACGUUGUUGCUGACUCAUCCUUUAAAAGACCACAUGUUUACUACCAGAGCUAAUCCUCGAAACAUUUACCAAGUAUUGAUUGAUCAAGAUAGUCACCAUGUGUAUCUGACACAUGCUUUGAUGCUGCUGUCUGUGUCCUAAAUACAGAUUUUAAACAGUAUUAAUAUUUCUACAGCUGUUGCAUCUGGAGACUAUUAAUUAAAAACAGGACUGAAAUUAAAGGUCUAAAAUACACCUGCCAUCAAAAUCCCAAUGCAAAUAUAGGAUGUGUAUUUAAGCUGGACACAAUGUCAGCUUUAUGCCUUACCACCCAUACAAAAAAAUUGUUUCCAUAUUACCUCAGUGGUGGUGAAGAAAAGAUAAUACCCUGAUCAAUACCUCUGCAGUGAAAUUACUGUUGUGUAAAUAUGAAUACAGUACAUAUUGGGUUCUUUGCAGUGUGCAUCUAAUAACUGCAUUUUGAUUUUGAUGGUGGGCAUACAUGGAUUUUCUCUUCCUUUAUCUGGCCCAGCAGAAGUCAUUGGUGAUGGCACCAGAAAUUGAACAAAACAGGGUGGUAUUGCUUGAACCAAUCGUUGUUGUGCACAUAAGCAUUCUGUCUGCGUCACAGAAAAAUGGAACAUCAAAAGGGCUGAUUUUUAGAUUGUUGCUUCUGCAGAUUUAGGUUUGAAGAUUUUAGGGCAGCUGCUCUCUGUGUUGGUUUUAUUCUUUCAAAAUAAGAGCAUGAGGAGGAAAAAGGCUUUCCACAGUCUGCAUCAUCUGUUAGCUUUAGCUUUAUUUAUUACCUGUUACCCUCCCGGAUAUUUAAUUCAUAUUUGUCUAUUAUUUAUUUGUACAAGGAUUAUUUCGAUUUUUUUUUGUGAAAUCAUUUUCUUUCACUUAACCUUUUUAAUUAAAUAAAUGGCAUGUUCCCCCCCACUAAAAGUAGUUAAAAAAAUGUCAAAAUGCAAAUAUAACAUGGCCAUCUGCAUGAUUAUGAAUGUGAUUUACACCUACACUUAACUGGGACUAAAUCUGGUUGUUGAUGCAGUGCCCCAAAUUAUAUUUUUACCCGUUUUUAAUUCCAUUUUUUUUAUAGAUCAAAGUAACAUAGAUGUCAUCCUGCACAACUGCAAGAGGGAAUGUGUCUAAGCUCUCUCGCGUGUUUAGAAACUAUUACACUUUCUCUGUGAGCGUGUCUGUGGAAGGAAUGCGUUUUUGACACGUUCGUAAUUAUGCUAACAUGAACUUUGCACUGACAGAAAAUAAACAUUUGUUUUUAAAUGUGUGCGUGUAUAUAUAUAUACAGUCCUUGCAUCAGUUACCUCCUGGAAAGGGCAGGUCUCAAAAGGGACACUGAGUCAGUCUCCAUCCAGAAUGACCUCUUCUGGUUGUUUGUAUAUAAACAACACUUCACCGCUUGUCGUAUUGUCACAGUCCACAGCGAAAUCACCUGGAAACACUGUGGCCAAUCACAUAAGGUCGUUCUUACCUCUGGUCAGUAAAGGUCCGCCCUGUAUGGGACGAUGUGUGUCUCUGUCACGUUGAAUAUACUCACAUGGCUCAUUUUCCAUUGUGCAGUGCGUUGAUGUUGUAGAGACACUGGAGCUGGGCUUUGUGCACAGAGUUGAUGUCUUUUGACGGUCUCCACAUUUACACCUCACUGUUAUGUCAUUUUGUUUUAAGGAGUGCCUUAGUAUUAAGGAUUCAUAUUUGCGCUUUAUAGGAGCCAUUUCAUGUAAGCUAUUGGAUUUUCACAGAUUUAGCAGCACAUACUAUGUACAGUUUUAUUUGGUCUUUUUGGCAAGUCAUUGUGUAUAGCAUCACGUAUGUUGUGAAGUUGUGGAUGUAAGAUGAGUUGUAAACUGAUCCUGAGGUCUUGUGUCAGUCCGUUGUAUCCAACAGCACACUUCUUCUUAUCAUGGUGUCUGAACUUGCACUGUCCUCAAUAUCCUAAAGAAGCAGGAAGUGUGCCUUGUAACUGUUGUCAUCACGGUCAACCUCCUCAUCUUACCCUGGUUUAUAAAAAAAAAAAAACACCAGUCGAACAACCACAGUGACUGGAACAAGGUGCUAAGUUUUCAUCCUGAAAUGUUGAAUAUGUUUUAAGACUUAGUUACGUUUUUUUCUUUCUUUUUUAAUGUAGGUUUGUUUGUUUGUUUUGUUCUGUAAAUUAAGAAACACUAGCUGAAAAAUAAAACAUGCCAAAAGAACUUGUUUUCUGCACAGCUUUACAAUACAUGUGCUGGUUUUUUUUGAGUGAGUAGAGAGGCAAAUAAAUCUUAUUUUGAGUGUAUUUAAUCAUAUCAUGUGUGGUGGAUUAUGCCAUGUUUAUUUGAAAUAAAAAAUAUAUUUAAAUGAUCAUGUCAUUCUAUUUAUAUUGCUGUUGUUAGUGUGCCUAGUCGGCUUUUGAGAUUACAAUGUGGGAGCUUUUCUCCUUAAAUCUUAGACAUUUCUGACACCAAUAUAUUUGCCUGUUUAAAUGAAUAAGUAGAGCCUGAUAAGUUUGAGAUGUCCUUAUGUGGUCACUGAUCAGCGAUAAAGACCGACAUCCAACAUCGCAAAAGUGACCAAAAAAACAUAAUGAUACUUGCUUUGUGAAAGAUUUGAAACUGUCUACUUUGGUUGACUCUUAGAGGUGGUAUCACACUGUGGUAGACAGCAAUGCAAAGUGCUUUAAAUGUGGACAAAGUAACAAUACAGUCGCAAAGAAUCAAACACUGAAAAAAAAAAAGUGUACCUAAUGACAAAAAUCUCAAAGAGAGAUAGAAUCAUAUAUUUCAUAUUGUACAUAUGUCUUAUUUCUCUUUAUGGUCUAUUUAGUCCUCAUCAGGUUUGUUUUCAUCUCUUGCUCCACUUUUACUCAAGAUGCAAUAAGAUUACAGGCUCAAAACUCUCUUACAGGAAGACUUAUUAUUUACAGACUUCAUGCUGAUGUAUUCAGGACACAUUCCCACAUUUACAUGUUUUAGCAUCUCCUUUUUCUUUCUUCCCCUUCCUCCUGCUCUGUCCUUCAUUGUCUCUUUUCCGAUACUCUGCCGAUUCUCACAGUUUGAAUCCACCUCUCCCUCUUGGCCUGAUUGAAAUUCGUCAGUCUAAUCCUAGUUUGAGUGAUUUUGAAACCAUUUUUGUUCAUUAGUUACAUGUUUUGUUCUGCAGUGACAGCUCAUUGCCCUGUGUACCCCUGUUGUAUUUCUGGUACUGGUGUCAAUACUGUAAAUAAACAUUGUAAAUAAACACCACACACCUCUAUUUGAGAUGCACUA